CGCCGUGAGAGAAGAGGGGGGCAGAAAAUGAGCGGCGGAGGAAACAACGUCGUGAACAGAGUCUUUUACGCGACGUCGUAUCAUCCGAUUCAAGCGGGAAGUAUCGACGGAACCGACGUUGCGCCACACGAUAACGGGGUCCGUCGAGCUCUCCUCUGUUACAACGCCGGUCUAUAUGAUCCGUCUGGUGAUUCGAAAGCCGUCGGAGAUCCUUACUGUACUCUCUUCGUGGGUCGACUCUCUCAUCUUACUACGGAGGAUACUCUUCGAGACGCCAUGAGUAAGUAUGGCAGGAUUAAGAGCUUUCGCUUGGUCAGGCACAUUGUGACAGGUGCUUCACGGGGAUAUGGUUUUGUGGAGUAUGAGACUGAAAAGGAGAUGCGCCGUGCUUAUGAGGAAGCUCAUCAUUCCUUUAUCGAUGAUCGGGAGAUUAUUGUUGAUUAUAAUCGGCAGCAACUGAUGCCUGGGUGGAUACCAAGAAGAUUAGGAGGUGGACUCGGUGGCAGAAAAGAAUCUGGACAACUUCGUUUUGGAGGACGAGAAAGACCUUUCCGAGCUCCCUUGCGGCCAAUCCCCCAUGAAGAUUUGAAAAAGCUCGGCAUUCAACUUCCGCCUGAGGGAAAAUAUAUGUUGCGUACUCAGAUCCCGUCACCUCCUAGGAGAAAAGGAAGUGUGUUGGAUAGGGAGGACGGACAUUAUCAAGAACAGAGGAGCUCUGUAGAAAGGGAAGAAGAGCUUAAAAGGUCUUAUCACAGUCACAGGAGGAGCUCACACACACAUAGCUCCCAUAGAAACCGCAUCAAAGACAGAGAGGAGCGUUCCAAGAGAGAGUCUGGGUCUGAUAGAAAAGAGAGAUCACGAGGGAAGGCAGAUCGAUAUGGUGACAAUAAGGAACAAGUUUCUGGUACUAGUAGAAGAUCACACGACGACACAGAAAAAGAACGCUCUCACAAACGUCAUAAAAAAUAUUGACUAUAAAUAGUUUCACGCGAUAGCUUAAAAUUGUUUCUUCUAUGAUUCUUCCUAUACAGAGGAGUUGUAACCGAAUUAUUCAAAAUGAUUACAGAUAAAAAAACGCUUUAUUAUCUUUU
Molecule: messenger RNA, 1091 nt
Organism: Eutrema salsugineum
Lineage: Eukaryota; Viridiplantae; Streptophyta; Magnoliopsida; Brassicales; Brassicaceae
Product: U11/U12 small nuclear ribonucleoprotein 35 kDa protein
Exons: 8
Coding region: 28-972 (314 amino acids)
Biological process (GO): mRNA splicing, via spliceosome
Cellular component (GO): U12-type spliceosomal complex; precatalytic spliceosome
Molecular function (GO): mRNA binding; snRNA binding
Source: RefSeq, a predicted model, not a curated record